UCUGCUUGAAAUAAUAGACAUUUUUGGAGGUAUGAACCGCCGUUCGUUCAUUCUUGCUGCAUGCAGAGAUGUGCCACAUGUUUAUUUCCUCGCUGCUUCUUCUUCUUCUUCUUUCUUUUUUUUUUUAAAGAUUAGGGUGGAAGCUGUCAUCGUAAUGGUAAUUCAUGGCUGGGUAGCCAUGGUGAAGUCAAUUUCCCCCUCCCUCUGCCACUGCUGAAUGCAUUAGUCUAAUGAGAUGUCUGCAGCCUGUGUGCCGAGCAGCAGCAGCAGCAGCAGCAGCAGCAGCAGCAGUGUGUUAACCAAAAAGGAGACGAGGAAAAAGCCACAUACAGCAAGAGCAGGAUGGCUUCCCCUUCAUUGUUAGGGAUUUAGCUUUAAAGUCACCUUUAGGCUCCUGGGAUUUAAGACAAAAAGGGCUUGGCUCUUGGGCUUUCACAAUAGAAGACAGCAGCUCCAAAUGAGUGUACCUGCAGCAACGGCACAGAAAUCAGACGGCAACAACAGUGAAAUGCAAUCAGCUGCAGUGACUCCCUCCUUCCUCCCCAGCCAGUCGGGGAAGAUACCGGGCAGGAAGAGAGGGAGACCCCCGCUCCGCAAUGUCGCCAAGAUGGAUUUUCCAAAUCGUUACCCCGAGUCGCUCUCUCCACUCAAAGUGCCAAAGAAGAGGGGGAGAAAGCCAGGCUUCAAGCUCAAACCCAGGAUGGUGAUGACACCGUUGGCUAUCUCUCCACCCAGCAGCACCCCUGAGCCCGAUAUGAGCUCCAUUCCUCAGGAUGCCGCCACCAUCCCCCACUCUGCCACGCCCCAGGUGCUUACAGUCUGUAUCUACAUCAACAAGCAGGCCAACACGGGCCCCAACCUGGACAGGAAGAAGAUCCAGCAGCUUCCCGAUCACUUCGGACCCGACAGGCCCUCUGUGGUGCUGCAGCAGGCCGUGCAAGGCUGCAUCGACAGCGCCUUCCUGCAGAAAACAGUGUUCACUCUCCUCACACAAGGCUACGGCGGAGAAAAAAUAUCAGGUGUUGUACAAAGACCUCCCUCAGCCACAUUUGAUGGGAAGCAGCACCUUCUCAGCCUCCCCGUGGUGAACAGCAUCGACUAUGUGCUCCGUUUUCUGAAGAAGCUCUGCCGCAGCUUGCACUGUGAAAACCUCUUCAGCGACCAGCCCAUUACCCAACACAGCGGCGGCUCCUACCAGUCCGAUGCUGAAACGUCUAUGGCCGAGGAAUAUCAUUUAGACCAGUCCGACGGCAAACGCUACUCCGUGGACCCGGGAGAUUCUGCUUUCAGCUCCAUAAGCUCGUCCUACUCGCCAAAGUCUUCCUACGGGUUUCGUGCAUUGCAGCAGUUCUCCAAUGGCUCGGCCUCCAUGAGCAUGUGCAGGCAGUCGUCCACCAGCCCGAGCACGUUCCCAGAGACCAACAGGACAGGAGGUUAUAAUGCAGCUUCAGAGUCCCAGGACUCCAAACCUCCACCCAAUAAGGACCCAACUACCUGGUCUGUAGAAGAUGUUGUCUGGUUCAUCAGGGAUGCGGACCCCCAGGCUCUCGGCCCCCAUUCAGACGUCUUUAGGAAACAUGAGAUCGAUGGAAACGCUUUGUUACUCUUAAAGAGCGACAUGAUCAUGAAGUACCUCGGACUGAAGCUGGGGCCGGCCUUGAAGCUUUGCUACCACAUCGACAAACUAAAGCAGACUAAGUUCUGAAAACCUUCUACUAUAUAUAUUUCCCUUCCUUGAAUCCAACAAUACAUUUGAGAACAGUCUCCAGGUCUGUGAGCGAAUGGGAAGAGAGUAGAAUCCCCAGGAGUGAGAUGCAUCAUUUCUUUUUCUGCUGUAAAAGGAUAAAAGGAAAUGGGUUGCUACUUGUACAGAUAAUUUAACUUCUUUUUGCUCAUGACAGGGCAACAGUAACUUAUGUUACAAAUCCAAGAAAGCAACACGAAGAGUGACACAUUCAGGUGAUACUGCGCGGAUAUAACUUCAUCUUCAGUCUUCUAUGAAGCAUUUUAACAUUAGCAGGGUGUGAUAAAUGUAGGAAUAUUGUAGAGUAUAAGUAGAGUAAAUAUUAGCUUCUCCAACCUGCAGUUUAUGUAACAUCAACCGGGUUGUUGUUUUAGGUAAUUUAGUAUUUCUUUCAGAGCUAACACACUAUAAAAAAGACAUUUAGCUAGUUUUUCACCUUAAGUUAGCACUCCUUAACCCUGCAAUAACUGAGCGGAAACAAGUUGUGAAAACAACAUAGACAUAUCAUCACCUUUAAGUUGAUAUGGCUAACUUUUAGCCAACAGGUGCUUAUAUACACACCAACAAGUAUGCAGCAACUCUGUUUUGGUCUCCACCAACUCCAGAGGGAAAUAUCUGGCUCGUUAGCUGCUAAAUGCUCCACGAUGUUCACCAGCCAGUCGUAUUGUUUGUAUCUGCUGUUUGGUGCUGAGUAGGUACUGUACUGGACUUUAGAGCAUUCUCGGUAAACAGCUGCCUGCUGUUCUGGAAAAUGAUGCUAUGAGAUUAGUGGGAAUCACCCAAAAUAAUAAAAGUUGGAUCAGACAGCCAAGAAAUGACCCGCUGUUGAGCUCUGCAAACCCGAGAGGAGCUGCAGAUUCAGGUGAUACAUUUUUACAUUCAGUGAUGCAUUAUUAUUAUUAAACAAACGAUAAUAAUUGAGCUGCUUUAAAGUCUUGAGCAGAGAAACUCUGAAUGUUCAAAUCUGGUUGGAUAAAGGAGAGACAUAUACCACUAAAGGAAAUACCGGAGACCCUUCUCUCUUCCCAUUGACUCGCAGAUCUGGGUUCUCCAGACGUGAGGUCCACGCUCGGACCCUCUUGGUACAUUUUGCUGAAGAAUUCCAUGAUGUCAUGUAGUGAUAAUGACAUAUUCACCCGUCUCUUCUCUUACUUACUUGCUCUACUUUUGGCACAGAUUUUAAACUGAAAACAGAUUCAGAUGACAUUGUGGAAUGGAUCCUUCAUACACGUGAACAUAUUGUAAUCAGUAGAAGGCCAGUGUAAGAAAGUGUUUGUCUCAUAAACCUUCAAACACACACACACACACACACACACACACACACAC
Messenger RNA from Anarrhichthys ocellatus (wolf-eel), 3070 nucleotides. Its product is annotated as sex comb on midleg-like protein 4. Lineage: Eukaryota; Metazoa; Chordata; Actinopteri; Perciformes; Anarhichadidae. Gene Ontology annotation, biological process: negative regulation of DNA-templated transcription. The record is from RefSeq and is a predicted model, not a curated record. Gene Ontology annotation, cellular component: nucleus. The coding region runs from base 458 to 1705 and encodes 415 amino acids. The transcript has 8 exons. Gene Ontology annotation, molecular function: chromatin binding; histone binding.